This is a messenger RNA of Rotaria sp. Silwood2, 249 nucleotides long. Lineage: Eukaryota; Metazoa; Rotifera; Eurotatoria; Philodinida; Philodinidae. The record is from the annotation of a GenBank genome assembly.
AUGGACAUUCUAAUCAAAGAUCCCGAAAAGUAUGUCGAAACCAUAAUUGAUAUUUAUAAUAAAUACUUACAACCUCUUAAUUAUGAACCAUAUUUUAAAGCAGCUUUAGAUAAAGCCUGUUAUAAAUUUAUCAAUAAUAAUGCUGUGACACAAGCAUCUCAUACAUCAAGAAAAUCAGCUGAAUUAUUAGUUCGUUAUUGUGAUAAAGUUUUGAGAAACAAGUAUGGUUCAUUCUAUUUUAAUGUAUAA